This is a messenger RNA of Ananas comosus (pineapple), 2254 nucleotides long. Its product is annotated as ubiquitin carboxyl-terminal hydrolase 23-like. Gene Ontology annotation, molecular function: cysteine-type endopeptidase activity; cysteine-type deubiquitinase activity. NCBI's taxonomy places the organism in Eukaryota, Viridiplantae, Streptophyta, Magnoliopsida, Poales, Bromeliaceae. Gene Ontology annotation, cellular component: nucleus; cytosol. The transcript is spliced from 10 exons. The record is from RefSeq and is a predicted model, not a curated record. Gene Ontology annotation, biological process: protein deubiquitination. The coding region runs from base 198 to 2012 and encodes 604 amino acids.
CGGCCAAUUAAGAGAGGGCGAGAGAGAGCGAGAGAGCGACGGAUCGAAACGCGCAAAACGUCCUGCUCGACAAAAUCGGCGCCCAAAAAACCCUCUCUCUCUCUCCAUCUCCCCCGACCCCUCUCCCCCAUUCCCCGAUCCGCAAACCCUAACCCAAAACCCUAAACCUCUCUUCGAUCCCCCGCUUCUCGGCGCCCAUGGCGGAGGAUUCCUCCGCCGCUGACGCCGCCGUCGUCGCCGCACCCGCUCCCACGGUGGAGUCGCUAUUCGGUAGGAGGAUCGAGUUCCACCCCGCGCGGAAGCCCUCUUCCGCCACCGCCGCCGCCGCGUCGGGCGCGAUUGGCGGCGGCGGAUUUCGCCUCGAAACUCUAAACCCCGGCGCCGAUCAGCGCCGGGGGCCGGCGGGGCCUGCAGGGCCUGCGGGUGCGCCGGCCACUGCGGCGGGGAAGAGAUCGGAGGGCGGGGAGUUCUACGAGCAUGGGUUGGAUCCGGAGCUCGGCUUCAGGAUCACCUUCCGGAGAAUCGGUGCUGGUUUGGCGAAUCUUGGUAAUACUUGUUUUCUGAAUUCAGUUCUCCAAUGCCUGACAUACACGGAGCCUUUUGCAGCAUACUUGCAGAGCGGCAAGCACAAGUCGUCAUGCCGUACUGCUGGCUUCUGUGCAAUGUGUGCUCUUCAGAAUCAUGUUAUGCAUGCUCUACAAUCUACCGGGAAGAUAUUGUCACCAUCUCAUCUUGUCAAGAACUUGCGAUGCAUAUCUCGCAAUUUUCGGAAUUUCAGACAGGAAGAUGCUCAUGAGUACAUGAUUAACUUGCUUGAGUCAAUGCAUAAAUGUUGUUUACCUUCUGGUGUCCCAAGUGAGUCUCCUAGUGCAUAUGAGAGAAGUUUAGUUUACAAGAUUUUUGGCGGUCGUCUUAGAAGCCAGGUAAAAUGUAUGCAGUGUUCCUAUUGUUCGAAUACGUUUGAUCCAUUCUUGGAUUUGAGUCUGGAAAUUGCGAAAGCUGAUUCUCUACAUAAAGCACUUAAACAUUUCACUGGGCUGGAGCAACUUGACGGUGGGGAGAGGCAAUAUCAGUGUCAGCGGUGCAAACAGAAAGUUAGGGCUUAUAAACAGCUUACGAUUAAUAAGGCUCCGUUUGUGCUCACCAUUCAUCUCAAGCGUUUUGAUUCUCAUAUUGCUGGUCAAAAGAUUGACAGAAAAGUGGAGUUUGAACCCAGGAUCGACUUGAAACCAUUUGUUAGCGAUCCCAAUGAGGGAGACUUGAAAUAUACCCUUUAUGGUGUCCUAGUUCAUGCUGGUUGGAAUACCCACUCUGGUCAUUAUUAUUGUUUCGUACGCACAUCAAGUGGCAUGUGGCAUUCUCUUGAUGAUAAUCAGGUACACCAAGUCAGUGAGAAGACUGUAUUGUCUCAAAAAGCCUAUAUGCUAUUCUAUGUACGUGAUAGAAGUUUGAUCGUAAAUUCUUCCAAGCACCCUCACUGUGAAAACUUGCAGUUUCGGUUGAUAACUGAUUCUAAUGUUCAGACAGUAGAAAAUGGAAAUCAGUCUAAUGGUAAUUCUACCAGUGAUCAAUUAUUAGAUGAGACAAAGCGAAAGAUUGGUGUCACUCUUGGUACUUCUGAGCAGCCUAAAAUAUGCUUGAACCAUGCGCCAGAUCAGUGCAAGUCAAGUAAAACUGAUUCACAUGAUAAAGGUACACACCAGCACGAGUUGGUGAGUUUACUCACCAGGGGAUUAGCUGAAACCACUGUUGCACGAUGGGAUGAUAUAGAAUUGCCAAUGACAGAAAAUCUGCAUAGGGUAGAAAGUUCAGUAAAGAAAAGCAUUGGUUAUGUCCUGGAUGAAUGGGACGAGGAAUACGAUCGCGGUAAGAGGAAAAAGGUGAAGAAUGGUAAGGAAUCAUUCGACGGGGCGAAUCCUUUCCAGGAUGUCGCGAGCAUGAAGGCACGAAAGAAGAUGAAGUUGAAGGUGGACCAAACCAGAGUGGGGAACCAACCGCUGCGGAUAUUAUGAUGGUGACGAUGAAACAUGGCCAACUGUUAUUUGUUGUAUCGUUUGUUUUUUAGCAUAAUAAUCAGUUUUGUUGUUGUUCUAAGUUUUCUGUUCGUCUAGUCAGAGAGUUAUUGUAUAACUUAUUUUUUUCGUUGCACCCAUUUGACAGCCUAAUUUAAGACGGACAUUUUGGCGAGAUCUAAUUUAAGACGGACAUUUUGCACCUAUACGAUGAAGUAAAAGAGAUUUUCAGAGAUCUGCAA